Oncorhynchus kisutch (coho salmon) is the source of this 1653-nucleotide messenger RNA. RefSeq names its product B-cell receptor CD22-like. Gene Ontology annotation, biological process: cell-cell adhesion. The record is from RefSeq and is a predicted model, not a curated record. Bases 139 to 1137 code for a protein of 332 amino acids. Gene Ontology annotation, cellular component: membrane. The transcript is spliced from 7 exons. Lineage: Eukaryota; Metazoa; Chordata; Actinopteri; Salmoniformes; Salmonidae.
CAAAGAACACCCUCAGUGUCAGUCAGUCCCUCUGUUGAAAUAACGGAGGGCAGUCCAGUGACUCUGACCUGCAGCAGUGAUGCCAACCCACCUGUGCAGAUUUACAUCUGGUACAAGACGAAUGGAGCUGAAACCUCAAUGAGACAUUCUGGAUGGAGUUACAGGAUCACUAACAUCAGCCCUGAGGACAGAGGAGAAUACUACUGUCUGGCAGUGAAUGAAGUUGGUUGCAAAAGAUCAAAGCUUGUUCCUCUAAAGGUUUUGUGUAAACCAAAGACCACCUCAGUGUCAGUCAGUCCCUCUGGUGAAAUAGUGGAGGGCAGUUCAGUGACUCUGACCUGCAGCAGUGAUGCCAACCCACCUGUGGACAAAUACACCUGGUACAAGAAGAAUGGAGCUUCACUGAAAGGAUCUGAAAACACCUUCCUCAUCACCAACAUUAACUCUGAGGACAGUGGAGAAUACUACUGUGAGGCUGAGAAUGAAUAUGGAGGUCUCAACUCUUCUACAAUUUCUGUAGAUGUUCAGUAUGGCCCAAAGAACACCUCAGUGUCAGUCAGUCCCUCUGGUGAAAUAGUGGAGGGCAGUUCAGUGACUCUGACCUGCAGCAGUGAUGCCAACCCACCUGUGCAGAAUUACACCUGGUACAAGAAGAAUGUAACCUCACCAGUAUUGUCAGGACAGAAUUACAACAUCACUAACAUCAGCUCUGAGGACAGUGGACAUUACUAUUGUGAGGCCAGGAAUAAAAUAGCAUCUGAGAACUCCACAGCUCUGAGGAUCAUUGUAGCAGGGAAACAUACCUCAAUUAAGACUGCAGCUGUAGGAAUCAUAAUUGUUGUUCUGGUUCUCAUACUCUGUCUCUCUGGCUUCAUGUGGUUCAGGAAGAAGGCAUCCAAAUCCACCCCUGGCACAAUAGAAACAAGAGACACAGCAGACGAGGGACAGGGAGACUCUACUCUCCUUUAUGACAACAUGGCCAUGCAGCAGAGACAGCAGUCACCGUCGAGUCAGGAUGACGUUCACUACACCAGCGUCCACGUCUCUCCCUCCAAAAACCAGGAAGAGCUUUGUGCUCCAUCGUCCAACUGCCUCAACCCCAGAAACAGGACAGAGAUGUCCAGUACACUGCUGUGAAAUUCAACCUCCCCAGUGCUACCACCCGACCCACGGCGGCACAAGCAGCUGAGGAGGACACCUGAGAUCUACAGAACAGUCAACAAACCCAGAACCAAGACCACCUGAACACAACAAAACCAAGAACAAACUGUAAUAUACAUUUACAUAAGUAUUCAGACCUUGGUUGAGGCGCCAUUGGCAGCGAUUACAGCCUCGAGUGUUCUUGGGUAUGAUGCUACAAGGUUAUACAUUUUUUACAGCAAGUACAUUUUGUUUCAUAUGUCUUACGCAAAUACAUUCAAUUCAUUUAUAUACACUUAUAUAAGUUUGCUAGAUUUAAAAUAUUUGUUUCAUUGUUGACUCAAAUUUAAAUUUAAGGAAAUAGUUCUUGAUUCAAUGUUUUAUUCAUUUUAUCAUUUUUGUUUUUUUUACUAAUGUGUGAAGCGUAAACAAUCAAACUUCAUCGUCAUUGUUUUUACCUUGUUAUGACAGUAUUUUCAUUGGAGAGAAAAUUAAAAGCUUUUAAAAUCACAA